CCCACCCCCCCCAUGGACAUGCUGGACCCGGGUCUGGAUCCUGCUGCCUCGGCUACCGCUGCUGCUGCCGCCGCCAGUCACGACAAGGGACCCGAGGCAGAGGAGGGCGUCGAGCUGCAGGAAGGCGGGGACGGCCCUGGGGCGGAGGAGCAGACGGCGGUGGCCAUCGCCAGCGUCCAGCAGGCGGCGUUCGGCGACCACAACAUCCAGUACCAAUUCCGCACAGAGAAUAAUGGAGGACAGGUGACAUACCGCGUAGUCCAGGUGACUGAUGGUCAGCUGGACGGCCAGGGCGACACGGCAGGCGCCGUCAGCGUCGUGUCUACGGCUGCCUUCGCGGGGGGGCAGCAGGCUGUGACCCAGGUGGGUGUGGAUGGGGCCACCCAGCGCCCCGGCCCCGCUGCUGCCUCUGUGCCCCCAGGUCCCGCAGCGCCCUUCCCACUGGCUGUAAUCCAAAAUCCCUUCAGCAAUGGUGGCAGCCCGGCAGCUGAGGCUGUCAGUGGGGAGGCACGAUUUGCCUAUUUCCCAGCGUCCAGUGUGGGAGAUACCACGGCUGUGUCCGUACAGACCACAGACCAGAGCUUGCAGGCUGGAGGCCAGUUCUAUGUCAUGAUGACGCCCCAGGAUGUGCUUCAGACAGGAACGCAGAGGACAAUUGCACCCCGGACACACCCCUACUCCCCGAAAAUCGACGGAACCAGGACACCACGGGAUGAGAGAAGGAGAGCUCAACAUAAUGAAGUGGAGCGGAGGCGGAGGGACAAGAUCAACAACUGGAUCGUCCAGCUUUCAAAAAUCAUUCCAGAUUGUAAUGCAGAUAAUAGCAAGACAGGAGCGAGUAAAGGAGGGAUCCUGUCGAAGGCCUGCGACUACAUCCGGGAGCUGCGCCAGACCAACCAGCGCAUGCAGGAGACCUUCAAGGAGGCCGAGCGGCUGCAGAUGGACAAUGAGCUCCUGAGGCAGCAGAUCGAGGAGCUGAAGAACGAGAACGCCGUGCUCCGCGCCCAGCUGCAGCAGCACAACCUGGAGAUGGUGGGCGAGAGCGCCCGGCAGUGACGCCCUCACCCCGUCGGCGGGGGCCGCCUCCGGGCCCCUGCCGUCCCUUUCCCCAGCCCUUAGCACAGAGAGGGACAGACGCCCCUCCCCCAGCUGCGUUUUUUUAUAGUAGAUUUUUAACAAAAAACGGGGAGAAAUAAUGCAUUUCUGUGGAUAAGCACCCACUGCUCUCCUCAACUUGGAAACAAUAUCCUCCCUGCCCGUCUGUCUGUCUCCCUUCUCCCGGCCCCCACUCAGCCCUGGCACUUCUAGUGGUCUCACCUGGAGGCAAGAGGGAGGAGGACAGAGCCCCUGCCAUACCCCACUGCCUCCUUGGACUCUAGAGGUACUGAGACAGGGUGCUUAUGGGAAGGAGGGGAGCCUUUGGGGGGCCAGCCCUGGGGCCUGGACCUAAGCAGGGAGGCCAUGUCCCACCCCACCUCUUGUUUCUGGAACCCUGCUCCCCUUUGGGUGUGUGAGUGUGUUCUAAUUUUCUUUAUGGAAAAAAUGGACAAAAAAAUAGAGAGAGAGAGAAGUAUUUAACUGCAAUAAACUGGCCCCAUGUGGCCCCGCCUUGUC
Physeter macrocephalus (sperm whale) is the source of this 1614-nucleotide messenger RNA. RefSeq names its product upstream transcription factor 2, c-fos interacting (gene USF2). Gene Ontology annotation, biological process: regulation of transcription by RNA polymerase II. Lineage: Eukaryota; Metazoa; Chordata; Mammalia; Artiodactyla; Physeteridae. Gene Ontology annotation, molecular function: protein dimerization activity; RNA polymerase II cis-regulatory region sequence-specific DNA binding; DNA-binding transcription factor activity, RNA polymerase II-specific. Bases 13 to 1056 code for a protein of 347 amino acids. The transcript is spliced from 10 exons. The record is from RefSeq and is a predicted model, not a curated record.